AUGACCACAUCGCUCUACCACGAAGCCCCCUCUCCCCUCCACGGCCAAGGCCUCUUCGCCAACACCGACCUCCCACCCGGCACGAAAGUCCUAGAAGAACGCGCGACCUGGCGGAUCUCAAAUAAGCUCCUCAAAUCCGACACCCAACUCCUGACCUCCUUCCGAGCACUCCGGCCCAAAGACCGCGACAGCAUCCUGACUUUCAGCGGCGGCUUCGACGACCCCUCGAGUGGGAAUAAAGCCUUAAAUACGUCGACUAAGAAGGAUGCGGCGAACAGGUUACGGGAGAUUCUCGAUCGCAACGCUCAGGUUGAAGAGGAAGGUGUAGUGAUACACAAGACCAUUGCGAGGGUGAAUCAUGCUUGUCUCCCAAAUAGCGAGUUGAGCGAGUCCUCGGACGAGAGACUCGCUUACCUCUUCACGACCGUCCAGGUGAAAAAGGACGAAGAGCUGACGAUCAAUUACCACGAACCCUUCGCCCCCUUCCCAGCCCGCGCGAAAUUUCUCGGCAAGAUCUACCGCAUCCCGUCGUGUCGCUGCCGCCUUUGCAACCUCCCGGCAUCCGAGCGACAAGCCUCAGAUAAACGACGAGUGGACAUACUAAUCUACCUCAACUGCCUCAACCAAGCCUAUCAAAGUGCGAAACAUGCUCGGCUCCGCCGCGAGUUACCGGAGUCGGCUUUCGCGACGAUGGCGGGCGGGGUACUAGUCAUGAUUGAGAAAUUGGAGAGGCUGGUGCAGGAAGAGGGGAUAAGUGGGGGCCCAUUGUUUGCGAUUUAUGGACCGGCGUUUCAUGCGGCGGAGGCUAUUCAGGAGAUGGGGGCGGCGAGACGAUAUGCGAGGAGGUUGGUGGAGGUGGGGAGGUUGUUGGGGUUGGGGAGGAUGGUUAGUGCGAGGGCGGUUUUGAUUGCUACUGAGGAGGAGGGGGAGGUGGGGAAAGGGAGUGAGGGGCGUGGGGUUGGGGGUGAGGAUGUGAAUAUGGAAGGGGAUGGCAAGGAUGGUGUGGAGAGUGAGAACGAGGAAGAUGAUGAUGAUGAUGUGGAGAGUGAUGAUGAUGCUGACGACAGCGGUGAAGACGAAGACGAUAGUGACGGAGAAGAUUUGGACAUGGCUGACAUCAAGCACAAAUUCGACGAGAUCGAGCAAGCUCUCAGCCGACUCGGCAUGACGAGGUCGUAG
Recurvomyces mirabilis is the source of this 1179-nucleotide messenger RNA. RefSeq lists its product as uncharacterized. Gene Ontology annotation, molecular function: protein binding. NCBI's taxonomy places the organism in Eukaryota, Fungi, Ascomycota, Dothideomycetes, Mycosphaerellales, Teratosphaeriaceae. The transcript has a single exon. Bases 1 to 1179 code for a protein of 392 amino acids. The record is from RefSeq and is a predicted model, not a curated record.